Adineta ricciae is the source of this 744-nucleotide messenger RNA. NCBI's taxonomy places the organism in Eukaryota, Metazoa, Rotifera, Eurotatoria, Adinetida, Adinetidae. The record is from the annotation of a GenBank genome assembly.
AUGUUGAAUGCACUUACGAAUAGUAGUUAUAAAACAUCAAAUGCUGCCAUUGGAACUACAUUCGAAACUGUAAAGCUAUCUUUGUAUGAACGAAAUCAUAUUUCCUAUGAAUUUUUUGACACUGCUGGUCUUAAUGAGGCUACAAAUGGCUUAGUUGACCCAGCCGCCGCCUGUGACAAUAUCUUGAAGCUGAUUGAAGAAUGUACAGAAGGCUUUAAUCUACUUAUCUUAGUUGUUCGAAUUGGCGCUAUCUUAGAAUCAGAUAAAACGAACUAUGAAAUGUUUGCCUCUAAUUUGACAAAUAAAAAAAUACCAGUAUUGUGCGUUAUAACUGGAUGUGAAAAUGUAGAACCUGCAAUGAUGGAUUACGUUAAAGAUAACAGUAAACAUUUUUCAGAUAGAGAAAUGAUCUUCAAUCAAAUUCUGGCAACAUGUUUUGCACAAGGCGGACGACUAGAAGAAUAUUAUCGUCCAUUAAGAGAAAAUUCUUCGAAUGAAGUCUGGACAGCAAUCGAAAAAGCAGCGAGCUGUCAAUCAAUCAUUACUCUGACAAAGGAAACUGGCUCAAUUAAGAAAACCUAUAUUAAAAUGUGGAAUGCCUUUUGCCGUUUUGUAAAACGUUCAUCAUGGCAAAUAGAACUUCCAUAUUGUCAGAACAUCUACGAAAUGCUUGAUCGAAUGGGUAUUAAAGACGAAACAAAGAAAAAGAAUAUCUCAACAAGAUUUAUGCAAGUAAUGAAUUGA